Messenger RNA from Vitrella brassicaformis, 1919 nucleotides. NCBI's taxonomy places the organism in Eukaryota, Vitrellaceae. The record is from the annotation of a GenBank genome assembly.
CACACGUAGUUGCAUUGGCCGGCAUGAAUGACAAUUGUGUCCAUCUGUAUGUGAUGGAUCGAUCCUUGGCACCACCCCGCCCGGCCACCUGUCGGCCGGUCACACAUGGUCACACAGGCAGGUAGGCGGGCGGUGAUGAAGCCACAUACUCACUCGCAAAAAGGCAGAGACGCCUAGGUGGAUGGAUGAAUGGACACACAUCACACGUACACACAUGAUGGAUGCAGGUAGGCGAGUGAGUGUCCCACGCAAGGCAGGCAAGUCGAGCAAAACAGGCAAAAGAAGAGGAGGGCCGUCCGUCCGUCUCAAGACACGCACAUCAUCAUCAUCAUCACGGUAUCAGCAGCACUAGAGAGGAGUGCUCUGGCAACACCUCAUGUUCACCAGGCAGACAGACAGGGAGGCAUGGAGGGGGGAAGCUUAAAUCACACUCACUCUCAGGCCGUGCUGUAUCAGUCAAUCUUACUGUACACACAGUCGUCACGGAGGCAUGCAGCAAAGAAGACUGUGUCGGCUCCAUUCGCAGACCAAUCCGCUCACUCACCCACUCAGUCAGACAACACAUACAAGACAGCAAGGACCGACCGACGGACGGACACAUCAGAGCGUCACGCAGCCGUGGCCGCCUGUGUCUCAGUCUCAACAAUGGGCAGCUCGUCCGCCUCUUCCUCGUCCCCCACCGUGGCCGUCUGCUGUUGUUUGCCGCCCUUGGCCUGUGCCUGCAUCCUCGCCGUCGCCUGAUCCGGCGCCACGUUGACCACCACCGUUGCCAUGAUGGUCUCGUACACCUUCACCUCGGCCGUCGCCGUGCCGUACUCGACGAUCUGCAACCAUAGAUGCGAUUGACAGGCAGGAACCCAUUGAUCGAUCAUAUAGUAGAGGAGGACAAGAGUCAUCUUCGUGUGGGGUGCGUCGGUACGCACCUCUUUAGAGAGCUUCACGUCUUCUGGAACAACUCCAAACCCCAGCUCUGAGAGGCCCUCUGCGACGUCCUUGGGACUUACAGAGCCGAAAAAGGCCAAUCCUCGUGGGUCAGCCCUGUGUUGUGGUCAAUGACAUGGCAGAGGCGUGUCGGCGGUAGAGCUGAGAGCAUGGCUGCCCUCCCUUGACUGACUCCUGUGACGUACCUGUUGGGAUUUCUGAUGACGACAACGCUCGUUCCCUGCAUGGACGCCUUGGUCUCCUUGGCCUCCUUCAGACGCUCCUUACUGCAGCGCAGUGAACGACACACCAUGUAUAGCACACAGCACAGCACACAUGCAUGUCAGUACAGCCAGCCAGUCAGCCAGACCCCCUUCCUUGUCAUGUCCUUGUGUCGGAGUGUGCCUACCGUACCGUAUUGCCUCUUCCUUCUGCAGCUUCGACUCAAAUGAGACGAUGUCAUUGGGGGUCGCCUGACGGGCACGCUUGAGCGGCAGGAGGCUGUUGAAGGCGUACGCCGCCUUGACCGUCACCACGUCACCCGGCUCGCCCAGCGGCACAAUGCGCUGCACCCAACAGGGGAGGGAGGGGGGUGGACACAGACAGCAGAUAUCAGACAUGAGACACACUGGCGCACUCUGUCGCAUCAACAGAGUGCAUGAUUCGCUUCGUGCGCUCCUGUCUGCCUCUCUUGCACCGCAUAGCCAUAUGUGCCGCGGUAGGGUGCCCCGUUCUCACCUCGAGCAGCGUCACUUGCCAUCGAUCACUCUUGCGGCCGGCGCGAGCCUUCAUGGUCAGCAGAUUCGCCCCUCUGGUGGCCCGCUGCGCCCCAUGUGACCGCCUCGGGUGCCUGAAGGCCGUCCUGGUUGGCAGAGGGGAGAGAUCACCGCUCCGGCGUGGGUGAAAAACAAAGGCAUCGGCUGCGGCAGCAAAUAGUGACGCAAUGCUGACCGUCACCAAUGGCAUAGCCUUCAUCCUGCCGUUCCCUCUUUUCAGCG